AUCCACAUUCAGCAAUUCCACUGAACCACCUUCUGCUUUUCUCUAACGCUGCUGCCGAGUUGAGAGUCUGACGCCAUCUAAAUCUCGGACCCCAAUAUUCAGUGCAGCCCUCCAAAACCACCUGCCGAGACACCUACACCCCCAACUACCACAUCAACUUCGUCAUCAUGGAGGUUCUUCUAGGCAUAACGGGCAAGGACUUUACCUUGAUCGCCUCAUCUAAAGCCGCCAUGCGAGGCGCCACCAUCCUAAAGGCUUCAGACGACAAAACCCGCGUUCUCAACACCCACACCUUGAUGACGUUCUCUGGUGAAGCUGGUGACACUGUUCAAUUCGCCGAGUACAUCCAAGCAAACGUACAGCUGUACUCCAUGCGUAACAACAUGGAGCUGUCGCCUGCUGCCACAGCCAACUUCGUCCGAGGCGAGCUUGCACAAGCGCUGAGAUCACGGAAACCUUACACCGUCAACCUGCUGCUCGGAGGAUACGACACUAUUGCAGACAAACCUACAUUGUACUGGAUCGACUACUUGGCGAGUCAGGCAUCGCUCCCGUAUGCGGCACAUGGUUAUGCACAGUACUACUGCCUCUCACUGCUCGACAAGCACCACCACCCCGACAUCGACUACGAACAGGGCAUCAAGAUUCUCCGAAUGUGCACAGAGGAGCUCAAGCGCCGCCUACCCAUCGACUUCAAGGGCGUGCUAGUGAAGGUCAUAACGAAGGAUGGGAUCAAGGACGUUGAUUACGAGGACGAUGUUAAGGUUGCGAUCCCGUAGAAGGCGCAUGGUUUGAGGGAAGCUGAUGUACUAUACGGCAUAGAAUUAACAGCCGGUAUGAGACAGGCAUGAUGAUUAUGACGCCGAGGCAUCAAAGAUGAUGCCAUCGAACGAUCAGAGAUAUCCGAAAUAAUGACAAUCAUACAUGAUGAGAUC
Messenger RNA from Pyrenophora tritici-repentis Pt-1C-BFP, 935 nucleotides. Its product is annotated as PRE1, 20S proteasome. NCBI's taxonomy places the organism in Eukaryota, Fungi, Ascomycota, Dothideomycetes, Pleosporales, Pleosporaceae. Gene Ontology annotation, cellular component: cytosol; proteasome core complex, beta-subunit complex; proteasome core complex. The record is from RefSeq and is a predicted model, not a curated record. Gene Ontology annotation, biological process: proteasomal protein catabolic process.